This is a messenger RNA of Homalodisca vitripennis (glassy-winged sharpshooter), 3765 nucleotides long. RefSeq names its product puromycin-sensitive aminopeptidase-like. The record is from RefSeq and is a predicted model, not a curated record. Gene Ontology annotation, molecular function: peptide binding; metalloaminopeptidase activity; zinc ion binding. Gene Ontology annotation, cellular component: cytoplasm. Gene Ontology annotation, biological process: peptide catabolic process; proteolysis. NCBI's taxonomy places the organism in Eukaryota, Metazoa, Arthropoda, Insecta, Hemiptera, Cicadellidae.
AAAUUAUAGUGUGAGAAGAAAUAAUAGCCCAUUCAGUGACACUAUUUUUAAUUAUAUUCAUUUAUCAACAAUGCCGGAAAAGAAGCAUUUUGAACGUCUUCCAAAAUCUGUGAUUCCAAAAAACUACGAACUGUUCUUGAGACCCAACCUAACAAAAUUCACUUUUGAAGGCAAAGUGAAAAUUGAUAUUAAGAUAAAUGAACCAACAAACAAGAUAGUGAUGAACGCAAUAGAAUUGGAAAUCACAGAAGCAGAAUUAACGACUGCUGAAGGACGUACGGUGACACCUGCACGCAGCCUCUCCACCGAGACAGAGACUCUGACCUUGGACCUGGCCGAGACUCUUACUCCCGGUGAUGCUCAACUUCACAUCAGCUUCCUCGGCCAGCUCAAUGACAAGAUGAAAGGUUUCUACCGCAGCAAGUACACUUUGGGUGACGAGGAACGCUACGCAGCUGUUACACAGUUCGAGUCGACAGAUGCACGGAGGUGUUUCCCGUGCUGGGACGAGCCGGCGAUCAAGGCUACAUUCGACAUCACCCUUGCGGUCCAGCCUGAGAAGACUGCACUCUCCAAUAUGCCAGUGGAGAGUGAGAAAGUGGAGGGAGGAGAGCGGACUGUGACGUUUGCCCGGACGCCUAUCAUGUCCACGUACCUGGUGGCUGUGGUGGUGGGUGACUAUGACUACAUUGAGGACACCUCCACUGAUGGGGUGAAGGUCAGAGUCUACACUCCUGUGGGCAAGCAGGAGCAGGGGAGGUUCGCCCUACAUGUCGCAACCAAGGUGCUACCCUACUACAAAGACUACUUCAAUAUUGCGUACCCAUUGCCAAAAAUUGAUUUGAUCGCCAUUUCCGACUUCUCUGCAGGAGCAAUGGAGAAUUGGGGGCUCGUCACGUACCGGGAGGUCUGCCUCUUGGUGGACGCUGAGAACACGUCGACGGCGAGGAAGCAGUUGAUAGCUCUGGUGGUGGGGCACGAGUUGGCUCACCAGUGGUUCGGCAACCUGGUCACCAUGGAAUGGUGGACCCACUUGUGGCUGAACGAAGGUUACGCCUCUUUUGUGGAGUUUUUGUGUGUGGCCCACCUCUUCCCCGAGUAUGACAUCUGGACUCAGUUUGUGACUGACAUGUAUAUCCCCGCCCUGCAACUCGACUGUCUCAACAACUCCCACCCUAUUGAGGUUCCCGUUGGUCACCCGAACGAGAUUGAAGAGAUUUUUGAUGAUAUUUCGUACAACAAAGGGGCCUCUGUCAUCAGAAUGCUCAAUAAUUACAUCGGUGACAACGACUUCCGGGCUGGGAUGUAUUUGUACCUGACUCGUCAUCAAUACGGCAACACAUUCACAGAAGACCUGUGGGCAGCUCUAGAGGAAGCGAGUAGCAAGCCUGUAGCUGACGUGAUGACCACUUGGACCAAACAAAUGGGGUUCCCGGUCAUCACGGUGGAGAAGGCCACUCAAGAGGGUGACGCACGAGUCUUCACCCUUUCACAGGCCAAGUUUUGUGCUGACCCGAGAGACGCACAGAAAGAGAAUGAAUCGCUGUGGUUGGUGCCAAUCAGUUUCUCCAAGGCAGGUGCGCCAGAUACCGCGUGUCACACAGUGAUGAUGCGUGAACGCCAGAUGACAGUGCGUGUUGAAGGUGUAGCGCCAAAAGACUGGGUGAAGCUCAAUCCGGGGACUGUAGGCUACUACCGUACUCGCUAUCCCCCUGCCAUGCUGCAGCAACUCCAGCCUGCCAUUCAGGACAAGAGUCUGCCUCCUCUCGACAGGCUCGGACUUCUAGACGACCUUUUUGCUCUGGUACAAGCCGGUCAGUCCCAGACAGUGGAGGUCCUCAAACUGAUGGAGGCUAUGAACCAAGAGGAUAACUACACUGUUUGGUGCACAAUAGCCAACUGUCUGACAAAGCUGCAGGUGCUACUCUCCAACACGGAGUUUGAGGACAAGUUCAAACUGUAUGGACUGAAACUACUAGGCAACAUCGGUCAGAAACUGGGUUGGGAGCCAAAACCUCAUGAGAGCCACCUGGACACACUACUGCGCUCGCUGGUACUGAACCGACUGGCCACAUACGGUGACCAGGCGGUGAUAGCCGAGAGUCACAAACGGUUCCAGCAACACGUCUCCGGAGAGAGUCCAUUACCCGCAGACCUGCGCAGCGUAGUAUACCGAGCAGUGCUUAGUGAUGAUGGUGAAAAGACCUACGACACCAUGAUAAAGCUCUACAAAGAAUCAGAUCUGCAUGAGGAACAGUCAAGGAUCAGCCACGCCCUGGGAAGCAUCAGGGACGAGAAACUGCUACGGAAAGUGUUGGACUUUGCCAUGUCGCCAGAUGUUAGAUCUCAAGACACCGUUUUCGUGAUCAUCUCAGUUGCAAUGACCAAACUGGGCAGAGACCUGGCUUGGAACUUCAUCAAGGACAAUUGGGCCACCUUCCUCAAGAGAUAUGAGGGUGGUGGUGGACUGCUGGGUCGGCUGGUCAAGCGGACCACAGAGAAUUUUGCUAGUGAGCAGCGGGCUGUGGAGAUAGAAGAGUUCUUUGCUAGCCAUGACGCGCCUGGCUGCGAGCGCUCGCUGCAGCAGACCUGUGAGAGCAUCAGAGUCAACACUGCGUGGUUGGCUCGGGACAGGGAGAGUGUACAAGACUUCUUGUCUAAACUGUCAUAGGAGAGCCAAUGCAGAAAUACCAUUUGUGGGAUACCCAAUGCCAAAGGACCAUACGCGGGCUACAGUUACCCGUUGAAUUUAUGCCUUCUUGUUUUGUUGUUGUUUUCUCAUUUCAUUAUUAUUCCAUUUUAUGGUCGUUCGAAUCAGCAUUUAAGUUGACCUUUUGGUAGUAGUUUAGCUGAGUGAAAAAUCUGAUGAAACAAAAAAUUUUAAAAUUUAUUGUUCAGAGGCAUUUUAUUUUGUAUUUUGUGAUUGUGAAUGCUACUAAUUAUUAAUUAGUAGUUGUAUCCAAUAGAUUCUUGUUGUUUACUCAUGUGAAAAAGUUAAACAAAGACUUUGUUUAUGUUGUUAUACAAUAUUUAUGCAUUUAUGUUGUGAAAGUGUCUCUGUCAACACAUUUUUCUUCACCCCCUGUACAUUUUUUUUUCAAUGAAUUUUUUAAUUCAGUACAUUAAAAAAGUGUAUUCUGUUGAAGUUGUACAGUUAUAAAAUUGAAUUCUAAAAUAAUGCCUUGAUUGUGUGUGCUGUCAUUUUUAGAUAAAUUAAAAAGUUGUAUUAUCUUGCCUUUUCUUACAGUCUUUUGUACUGUAGUCGGACAUUUUAUUUUAAAUUUCAAGUCUUCUCUUGCUGUAAAAUAGUUUGUAAAAAAGUUGUACAAUUUGUGAGCAAACGUUUGUUUGGUUAACUAAUCCGUUACCAGUCAGUGUAGAAGCAGGUGCUUUUGUUUUUAUUCUUAGUGUUAUGGGCAUUAGAAUGCAAAACCAAUGAUUAGCGGAGUGGUUUUGUUGAAACAAAAUCCAUGCAAUGAUUCGUAAUCUAUUCAUUAAGUAAUCGACUAUAAGACUGCAACCUUAUUAAUAACCUUUUAGAACGUUUGCAACAUAAUUUUGAGUUUUGCUGUGUUCCUCAACUCUCAUCUUGCCCAGUUACCUAGCCUUGCUGUGCCAUAGCCAUAGCGAAUUGUGCUGCCGGUGUUAUCUCUAUGCGGCCGAGUGUUUGGUUUAUGCUUUAGUACAAAAAAUGGAAGUGCUUCAAUUCUGCCUGUAAAUUUUGUUUUAACAUUUUUUAAUAUUAAAUUGUGUUUUAUCUUUUAA